ACAGUGAAGCGGAGGCAGAGCGGCUCCGCGAGCUCCUCUCCACUUUCCCAUAGAGAAACCCUGACUGGCCGCUGAGGGCGAACCACACACACGCCCUCACACUCGGUCAGCCCGCGAGGUCACUAUCAUAUGACAAAGGCUUUGCCGCAGUUCAUCUUCUUCCCUGUGUACUUUCCAUUUGCCUUCCCCAAAUCCUGCUGCAUCACAGAAGCUGGAAGUUCUGAUGUCCCUUUGAAAUCACAAUGGAAAGUCUUGACUUGACUGGUCACAGUAAUGAAAGGCAGUAAUAGAAAUAAAGAUCAUUCAGCAGAAGGAGAAGGGCCUGGAAAACGACCAAAACGAAAGUGUCUUCAGUGGCAUCCAUUACUAGCAAAGAAACUUCUUGACUUUUCAGAGGAGGAGGAAGAGGAAGACGAAGAGGAGGAUAUUGAUAAAGUUCAACUUCUUGGGGCCGAUGGCCUAGAGCAAGAUGUUGGUGAGACUGAAGAUGAUGAAUCACCAGAACAGCGAGCCCGGAGACCAAUGAAUGCAUUUCUCUUAUUUUGCAAACGCCAUCGCUCCCUUGUACGUCAGGAACACCCCAGGCUUGAUAACCGAGGUGCUACCAAGAUACUAGCUGAUUGGUGGGCUGUUCUUGAUCCAAAGGAAAAGCAGAAAUACACAGACAUGGCCAAGGAGUAUAAGGAUGCAUUUAUGAAAGCAAAUCCUGGGUACAAGUGGUGUCCUACAACAAACAAGCCUGUGAAAUCCCCAGCACCCACUGUUAAUCCACGAAAGAAACUAUGGGCCUUCCCAUCUGACUCUUCAAGAGACUUGCCAAGCCCCAAGAAAGCAAAGACUGAAGAAAUGCCUCAGCUUAACUUUGGAAUGGCUGAUCCUACUCAAAUGGGAGGCCUAAGCAUGCUGCUUUUAGCUGGAGAACAUGCUCUUAGCACACCAGAGGUAUCCUCGGGCACUUGCAGGCCUGAUGUUCCAGAAUCCCCUGAAUCUCGUCAGAAGUCACCAUUAUUUCAGUUUGCUGAGAUAUCUUCAAGUACAUCCCAGUCAGAUGCACCCUCAAAACAGUGUCAGGCAUCGGCCUUGUUUCAAUUUGCAGAGAUUUCUUCAAACACUUCACAGUUGGGUGGUGCUGAGCCUGUAAAACGCUGUGGAAAGUCUGCACUCUUCCAGCUGGCAGAGAUGUGCCUGGCAUCAGAGGGGGUGAAAAUAGAAGAAUCAAAGCUAAUAAAAGCAAAAGAACCAGAUGGUGGAAGAAUGAACGAACUGGAGAGGGGAAAAGAAGGAAGGGAAAUCACAGUGGAGAGAACAGAUGAAACCAGUUUACAGAAGGACACAGAAUUUGAAAAAUCGGCUAAGGAAAAUGUAAGAGAUUCUAAGGAAUUAAGAAAUUUUCAGGAGCUGCAAAUGGAUGAUAUAAUGGCUAUCAAAAUGGAAGAUCCCAAAGAAACAGAAAGGGAAGAACUAGAGGAAGAUCAAAAGUGUAGUCUUUUCCCUGAUUUUUCUUACUCUGCCAGUAGCAAGAUAAUAAUAAGUGAUGUUCCCAGUAGAAAGGAUCACAUGUGCCAUCCUCAUGGAAUUAUGAUCAUUGAGGAUCCCACAGCAUUAAACAAACCUGAAAAGCUGAAAAAGAAGAAGAAGAAAAGUAAAAUGGAUCGACAUGGAAGUGAUAAAUCCACACCCAAGAAGACUUGCAAAAAGAGGCAGUCUUCUGAGUCUGACAUUGAGAGUGUCAUAUAUACCAUUGAAGCCGUUGCAAAGGGAGACUGGGGCAUUGAGAAGCUUGGAGAAGCCCCUCGCAAGAAGGUCCGUACAUCCUCAAGUGGCAAGGGAAGCCUAUUGGAUGCCAAGCCACCAAAGAAAAAAGUGAAAUCAAGAGAGAAGAAAAUGUCAAAGGAGAAAUUCUCAGACACUACCAAAGAGUCAAGACCUCCAGAUUUCAUUAGUCUUUCUGCCAGCAAGAACAUUUCUGGUGAGGUGCCAGAGGGUAUAAAAGCAGAACCCUUGACCCCCACAGAGGAUGCACUUCCACCCAGCCUAUCAGGACAGACCAAGCCUGAGGACAGUGACUGUCACAGAAAAAUAGAGACUUGUGGCUCCAGGAAAUCUGAGAGGUCUUGCAAAGGUGCUCUUUAUAAAACCCUGGUGUCUGAGGGCAUGCUCACCUCUCUGCGAGCUAAUGUUGACAGAGGGAAACGAAGCUCAGGAAAAGGAAACUCCUCUGAUCAUGAAGGGUGUUGGAAUGAAGAAAGCUGGACAUUUAACCAGUGUGGGACCAGUGGGAGCAAAAAGUUCAAGAAGACCAAGACAAAGGAAGAUUCUCUCCUUGGCUCAGCAAAGCUGGAUGAAGAAUUUGAAAAAAAGUUUAACAGCCUUCCUCAAUAUAGUCCUGUUACAUUUGACCGGAAAUAUGUACCUGUCCCAAGAAAAAAGAAGAAAACGGGGAACGUGUCCUCAGAACCGACUAAAACCAGCAAAGGUCCAUUCCAGUCUCAGAAAAAGAACUUAUUCCACAAAAUUGUCAGCAAAUAUAAGCACAAAAAGGAGAAGCCUAAUGUUCCAGAAAAAGGAAGUGGGGAUAAAUGGUCAAACAAGCAACUCUUCUUUGAUGCCGUUCACCCUACAGAAGCCAUAUUUUCAGAAGACAAAAACACCACAGAGCCUGCUCAUAAGAUUAAAAAUGCUCCAUCCAUUCUCAACACUCCAGAGCCAACAACAGCGCAUGAACCUUUGGUGGGUAGCCAAAAGAGAAAAGCAAGGAAAACCAAGAUCACACACCUUGUCAGGACAGCAGAUGGCCGGGUAUCACCAGCAGGAGGUACUUUGGAUGACAAACCAAAGGAACAACUGCAGAGGAGUCUCCCUAAAGCAACUGACACAGACUGCAAUGAUGAAUGCUCACACAAUGCCGACGCGGUGGAGACGCGGAGCAGUACUCCAGACAUGCCUGCCGUGUCUGCAUUCUUUAGCCUUGCUGCACUGGCGGAGGUGGCAGCCAUGGAAAAUGUGCACAGAGGUCAGAGAGCAACUCCACUCACCCAUGACGGACAGCCAAAAGAAAUGCCACAAGCUCCUGUACUUAUUUCCUGCGCUGACCAGUGAAGCGCCCUUUCAUUGUAAAACAUUGUGCUUUACCUACUACCCUAGCCUUGUCUUUACCGAGGGAUGCUAGCGAGUCCAUGUGGUGGAAAAUAUAGACUGCUAACAAGUGCUUUUGCCCUACACGGCCCAGAUUCACUUGAAGCAGAAGUUAGCGUCCUGGGCCAGUUUGUUCUUUCAGAACCCAGAAUCUUUGGGGUGGUGUUAUUUGUCUGAUAAUGAGCAGAAACGAAAUGAUCCUGGAGCUUUGCUUUCUAUUGAAGGCUUUUAACAGUAAUAGGCAGUAACUUGGUGAAAGACUGCCUUUACUGUAACUCAUCCAGCAUCUCUUUUACCAACCAGAGAGUAUGAAACUAGUUUCGUAUAUGACCUAGUUAUUCUUUCAAAACAAAACAAAAAAA
Molecule: messenger RNA, 3497 nt
Organism: Orycteropus afer afer
Lineage: Eukaryota; Metazoa; Chordata; Mammalia; Tubulidentata; Orycteropodidae
Gene: BBX
Product: BBX high mobility group box domain containing
Biological process (GO): regulation of transcription by RNA polymerase II
Cellular component (GO): nucleus
Molecular function (GO): DNA-binding transcription factor activity, RNA polymerase II-specific; RNA polymerase II transcription regulatory region sequence-specific DNA binding
Source: RefSeq, a predicted model, not a curated record